CACAGGGAAUAAUAACUUGCAGGGAGAAAUGAUACCUAUGAUAGAAAACAAAGUUUUUUCUCCAUCGAAUGUUGUUGUGUGUCCUCUUAAUUCAUAACCCCUGCCGGAAAUAAGAAAUAUUUCAGCAAUCUGUGCACAGGAAAGAGGCUCUCCGAAGGAACACGGAAGACCUUGUGAACGUACUUCAUGUGGAUUGGUGAGAUUUUUUUGCAGAGAGAGGGCGAGAGAGAGAGAGAGUCUAGAAAAUAUUUAGCCCUGUUUGCUUGAGAUUUCAACAUACGUUCUGUAGGAAGUGUAAACAUAGGGAUUAUCUGAGUGCUCUGUAACAACAUUCGCUGAUUUUGCUGCUGUUGCUGAAAUCGAUGGACAAUCUAUGUUUAUUGAUUGGUGGAAGUAAAAUAAUCCGUGAACGGGGUGAGAAGGAGUGAAUCUUCGGUGAAUAUGCAUUAUAUUUUGUGAGUGAUUGACAUUCUCCAUCGAUACUUAAGCAGGGACCUUACUCUAUCAAUACUUUAAUUUGAUUGGACGGCGCCCUAGUCAAAACUGUAGUCUUGGAUACGCCAGAAUCUGUAUUAACAUAUCUAUAAUUGCGUCGAGGUGUAUCAAAAAUACAUUUGAAAUGUGAAUGCUUUCUGCUUAUUCAACAGCAUCCACGAAUGUGAUAUCUCGCUGAGACCUCAACUAUAGGUUGACUUUUAACGAGCAAAGUAUCGUACAUCAAGGAAGAAAAUUCAGACUUUAAAAUUUUGUGUUCAUGUAGUUUUGUUUCCGGUUAAAAAAAUCAAAGGUGAAGAGUGUGAAACUUAAUAUUGAAUGAACCGUCAAGUAGAAUUGGAGGUGAAAUCAAUGGUGUAGGGUUAUAAUUAUUCUCUUGGCCUUUUCACGAUUAUACUAACCCAGGGAUUGCGAAGAGACCGUUAGUGGUCAAAGGAGAAUUGAUUUCCGUUGAUUCAAUGAAGAAAUAGUGUCCAUCUCCGCACAUAUACAUCAUGUCUGAUUCGGCAGAGUCCUUUCCAGAUAUUUUGGAGUUAAAUAUCGGUGGUGUGUUCUACACAACGGCUUUGGCCACCGUCAAAAGAGAAGGCGAGUCCUUGCUGGGACAGAUAUUCAAUGGCAGUUCCAAGGUCACAGUUGCGAAGGACUCGAAAGGUAAAUACUUUAUUGACAGAGAUGGGGUCUUAUUCAGAUACGUUCUUGACUAUCUCAGAAACCAGAAAAUCGUUUUACCGGAAAAUUUUCACGAAAAGGAAAGACUCAAACAAGAGGCCGAAUAUUAUCAACUCCCCAACUUAGUGAAGAUGUUGAAUUCUGCAAUUAUGUCCCCACCUAAGCUUGGACAACUUCAACAUUCGAAAGUUCCGCCUAUAUCUAACAGUAAUUCCAUUUCACCCGUCAGUAUGGAAGGGAAGACACCCGGUUAUAUUACGGUUGGAUACAGAGGGACUUUUGCAUUUGGUCGCGAUGGAUUAGCAGACGUCAAAUUUCGUAAAAUGAGUCGUAUCAUUAUUUGUGGAAAGGUUUCCAUCUGUCGCGAAGUAUUCAAGGAUACUCUGAACGAAAGCCGCGACCCAGACCGAGGUGAGUCGGACAGAUACACUGUCCGCUUUUUCUUGAAGCACAAUUUUCUGGAACAAGCCUUUGACAUGUUGGCCGACGAGGGUUUCAAAAUGGUCGGGUCCUGUGGCUCGGGCACAAACAACGCCGGGGAGGUGAAAGCAGGGAUGGAUACGGAGGAGGCUCGUUGGCAGCACUACAAUGAGUUUAUUUUUGAGAGAAGAUAAAAUAAAGUAGUUCGAACUUUUACUUACUGUUUAAAAAAGUGUCAUCGAAGCUAUGUCAAUUUUAAUGUGAUUUUAUUUCUAUAAUGUGAGUUUAUAAAAAAAAAUGUGUGUGCGAACAAUUGGAUACUAAUUCCCCUCGGACAGAACGAUUGUUGGCGAUGAGGUACUGAUUUCCGGAUGAUUGUCGCAGAUAUUAAUAUCUAGCAUCUGCUGUCUGUGAUAGAUUCAUUUUAAUCAGACGGAAGCCUAUGUCGUCUGCUAAUUAAAUCGUCAAUGUAUUAGAUUUAUCUUGACAAAUCUGGCCUUUUUUGUUGCUGAUAAAAAGCACUGUACGUUACCAGAUCAUGCAUUCAAUAAUGAUUUGUCAAUUUAUCAUAUGCACGAGAUUGUAUGGAAACCUAGCUCGUAUUGGAAAAUAAAGUACCUUAAUAUGUAAA
Magallana angulata is the source of this 2218-nucleotide messenger RNA. RefSeq names its product BTB/POZ domain-containing protein KCTD12-like. The transcript has a single exon. Gene Ontology annotation, biological process: protein homooligomerization. The record is from RefSeq and is a predicted model, not a curated record. The coding region runs from base 990 to 1781 and encodes 263 amino acids. Lineage: Eukaryota; Metazoa; Mollusca; Bivalvia; Ostreida; Ostreidae.